AUGACCCCUCUAGCUCCAAGAUCCUGGUCUGCCGAUGUGCAACAGUGCACAACGACCAUCUUCGAGGAGACACAGGAGGCCGUUGGCAAGUGGAAACAGAGGAGCAGCACGGAACAAGAGGGAAAGGCUCUGGCUGUGCUGAGCCAGACCUAUCCAUCUUCAAGACCUCACCAGUCUUCAGUCGGAGAUGCGAGGGCGAGGCCUGAGCUCUACACCGUCGGCACUCGGGUUAUGCAACGAUGUCAUCAACUUCUGGAGCUCUACCGUGAGUUCAACACGCAACUAGCGGAUGACAGCGAUGAUAUAGACGACCCCCAAUGGCUGCACGAUGCCGAGCGCAUGUCAGAAAUGCUCGAACGCGGUAAUCAGUUUGGCAAAAAAUUGGUGGGCACGAUGGUGCAGCCUGUUUUGCAGCCACGCUUGCCAAUGGUAGAUGCUGAGAACGCCAAAGACACAGACUUGAUGGCAAUCGAGAUGUUCGAUGGCUUAGAGGCGCUGUUGGAUGACACUUGGGGACGCACUGCCAGGAUGCAUCUGGAUGCAUUUGAGACUCUUCUUAGUAAGGAGGCCAAUCAUUUAUGA
Molecule: messenger RNA, 582 nt
Organism: Verticillium dahliae VdLs.17
Lineage: Eukaryota; Fungi; Ascomycota; Sordariomycetes; Glomerellales; Plectosphaerellaceae
Exons: 3
Coding region: 1-582 (193 amino acids)
Source: RefSeq, a predicted model, not a curated record